Molecule: messenger RNA, 723 nt
Organism: Penicillium odoratum
Lineage: Eukaryota; Fungi; Ascomycota; Eurotiomycetes; Eurotiales; Aspergillaceae
Product: NPP1 family protein
Exons: 2
Coding region: 1-723 (240 amino acids)
Source: RefSeq, a predicted model, not a curated record
AUGGCAUCCAGACUAUCUGCGGGUCUCGCAACACUUUCGUGCUUGGGAGCUAUGGUGAACGCCAACCCCUUGUCGCGCCGAGGAACCAUUGCCUCUGAUGAAAUCGUUGGCUUCAACCAAACUGUCCCAUCUGGAACGACCGGCGACGUCUAUUUGGCGUAUCAACCCUACCUAUACGUCGAGAACGGCUGUGUCCCUUUCCCAGCAGUGGAUAAAGAUGGCAAUACAAAUGCCGGUCUCGCCACUACCGGAGCUUCUAAUGGCGACUGCAGCAGCAGCACGGGCCAGAUCUACGUUCGGGGCAACAGCUCCGGUGAUUACUAUGCCCUGAUGUAUGCCUGGUACAUGCCCAAAGAUGAGCCGUCCGAUGGCCUUGGCCACCGUCACGAUUGGGAAGGAGCAAUCGUUUGGCUAGCCGAUUCCACCAGCACUUCAGCAGAUAAUAUUGUCGCCGUCUGUCCUUCCGCCCACGGUAACUGGGAUUGCAGUACCGAUGGAUACACGGUCGAUGGCACUUCCCCCCUAAUUGACUAUUAUAGCAUCUGGCCCGUUGAUCAUUGCUGUGGUCUUACGACCACUGUAGGUGGCACUCAGCCUUUGAUUGCUUGGGAGUCCCUUCCCACGGUUGCGCAAGAUGCCUUGGAUACGACUGACUUUGGUUCUGCCAUUGUUCCUUUUAUCGAUGCUCACUUCUCUACGAACUUGGAGGAUGCCACAUUCUAG